GGAAGUGACGUCAGUGCAGAAAAUGGCGUCCGCAGAUCCCGAGCGCUGCUCAGGAGCUUUCCGUAUCUGAACCGGACCGGACUCGGCGGGUCUGCUUGCUGGGCCAGGACAUGGCAGAGCACCGCUGCCCCCCGCGCUCUCGAACCGGGAUUUGAACCCGCAACUUCAUGUCCAAGGGCGCCGGGGCCGCCUGGUCGAAGCGGGGUUGUGGGGGACUCACGGAGCCGAGGAGCAGGGACGCACAGUCGCAGGAGAUGCGCAGGUAGAACCCAGCCGUCGACCCCCGCCAGCAUUCGUUCCGCCUCCACCAGGUGAAGGAAAGACUGCAGCGACUGGACAGCAGGGGCUCUGUCCUCUGAUUGGCUCACACUCCCCCCUCUGACAUGCCCGUGGCCAAUCAUAGGUGCGUUAUGUCGGCGGCGGACGUGGAGGUGUACCUGUCGCAGGUGCAUGACGGGAGCGUGUCGGCGGGCUUCCGAGCGCUGUACGAGGAGCGCCUGCUGCUGGACGUCACGCUGAUGAUCGAGGAGCAUCACUUCCAGGCUCACAAGGCGCUGCUGGCCACGCAGAGCGACUACUUCCGGGUCAUGUUCACGGCCGACAUGCGGGAGAGGGACCAGGACAAGAUCCACAUGAAGGGCCUGACGGCGGCGGGCUUUGGCCACAUCCUCCGCUUCAUGUACUACGGCUCGCUGGAGCUCAGCAUGCCCACCGUCCAGGAGAUCCUGCAGGCGGCCAUGUACGUGCAGCUGACAGAGGCGGUGGAGUUCUGCUGUUCCUUCCUGCUGGCCAAGAUCUGCCUGGAGAACUGCGCCGAGGUGAUGCGGCUGCUGGAGGACUUCAGCGUGGGCGUGGAGGGCGUGCAGGAGCAGCUGGAUGGCUUCCUGCUGGACAACUUUGUUCCGCUGAUGGGCCGCCCCGACUUCCUGUCCUACCUCAGCCUGGAGAGACUGCAGGCCUACCUGAGCAGCGACGCGCUGAGCCGCUACCCGGAGAUCGAGCUGUACGAAGCCGUGCAGUCGUGGCUGCGGCACGACCGCCGGCGCUGGCGCCACACCGACGCCGUGGUCCAGUCGCUGCGCUUCUGCCUGAUGACGCCCUCCAACAUCUUCGAGAAGGUGAAGACCUCGGAGUUCUACCGCUACUCGCGGCAGCUGCGGGCGGAGGUGGACCAGGCACUGGGCUACUUCCACGACGUCAACCAGCAGCCUCUGGUGGAGAGCCGGGCCAACCGCAUCCGCUCCGUCCGGCCGCAGACCGCCGUCUUCAGAGGCAUGAUCGGACACAGCAUGGUGAACAGCAAGAUCCUGCUGCUGCAGCGGCCCAAGGUGUGGUGGGAGCUGGAGGGGCCGCAGGUGCCGCUCAGACCCGACUGCCUCGCCAUCGUCAACAACUUUGCCUUCCUGCUGGGCGGCGAGGAGCUGGGCCCCGACGGCGAGUUCCACGCCUCCUCCAAGGUCUACCGCUAUGACCCGCGGCAGAACUCCUGGCUGCGCAUGGCCGACAUGUCGGUGCCCAGGUCGGAGUUUGCCGUCGGCGUCAUCGGCAAGUUCAUCUACGCGGUGGCCGGCCGCACGCGGGACGAGACCUUCUACUCCACUGAGCGCUACGACAUCACCGAGGACCGCUGGGAGUUCGUGGACCCGUAUCCCGUCAACAAGUACGGGCACGAGGGCACCGUGCUGAGCGGCAAGCUCUACAUCACCGGCGGCAUCACGUCCUCCUCCACCUCCAAGCAGGUGUGCGUGUUCGACCCCGGGCGGGAGGCCGGCUGCGGGGGGGCGUCGGAUGCUCACAGGACACGCGGCGGCCGUGGCACGCUGCUGCCCGGCACGCACGCCAGCUGCUGGGAGAACAAGUCCAAAAUGAACUACGCGCGCUGCUUCCACAAGAUGAUCUCCCACAACGGGAAGCUGUACGUGUUCGGCGGCGUGUGCGUCAUCCUGCGGGCGUCCUUCGAGUCGCAGGGCUGCCCCUCCACCGAGGUCUACGACCCCGACACGGACGAGUGGACCAUCCUGGCCUCCAUGCCCAUCGGCCGCAGCGGCCACGGCGUGGCGGUGCUGGACCGGCAGAUCAUGGUCCUGGGUGGCCUGUGCUACAACGGCCACUACAGUGACUCCAUCCUGACCUUUGACCCCGAGGAGAACAAGUGGAAGGAGGACGAGUAUCCCAGGAUGCCUUGCAAACUGGAUGGGCUGCAGGUGUGCAGCCUGCACUUCCCCGAGUACGUGCUGGAGCACGUGCGGCGCUGCAGCUGAGGUCGGAACCGACCCGCCUGAAGAACCUGAGGCAGGCCAGGGAGGGCGCUGUGACACUUUUUUCAGAAUUAGCUUUCUAAGAAACGUCCAGAAAAUGUCGGGGGCCCACACUGGAACACGCCGGCGUCCCGGGUCCACGCGUGCAGACCCUCGCCACAAAGAGCUGGCUCUUUGUGUUCCGGUCUCCGGGGUCUCGGUGAUGUCACGACUGGUUGGUCUUCAAAAUGUGGCGUUGGCGCUGUUGAGUAAGUUAAUAAUUAAAAUCUUGAAAAACCAGAAGCGGCUCCACUG
Messenger RNA from Synchiropus splendidus (mandarinfish), 2552 nucleotides. RefSeq names its product kelch-like family member 15 (gene klhl15). The record is from RefSeq and is a predicted model, not a curated record. Gene Ontology annotation, cellular component: Cul3-RING ubiquitin ligase complex; nucleus. The transcript is spliced from 10 exons. Bases 384 to 2261 code for a protein of 625 amino acids. Lineage: Eukaryota; Metazoa; Chordata; Actinopteri; Syngnathiformes; Callionymidae. Gene Ontology annotation, biological process: protein ubiquitination; nuclear protein quality control by the ubiquitin-proteasome system. Gene Ontology annotation, molecular function: protein binding.